AUGUCUUCUCAAAACAAUACCCUUAAAACUGCAGGGGAAGUGGCUCUAAUGACUAUCUUUCUUUUUCAGGUUUGGGUUGGUACUCUGGCCAAUGUCAUGGUGUUCUUUCAAAAUAUAUCUCCAAUCUUGUUUGGCCUUAGACUGAGACCCAUACAGGUGAUUCUCACUCACCUGGCUGUGGCUAACUCCUUGGUUCUUCUCUCUAUUGGAAUUCCCCACAUGAUGGUGGCUUUUGUUCUAAGGAACCCCCUGUCCAGUCUUGGUUGCAAACUUGUCUAUUACAUCCACCUAGUGGCUCGUGGCACCACCCUGUGCUCAACUUGUGUCUUGAGCAUCUGUCGUUUUCUCACUCUCAUCCCUGGGAGACCAGACAGGCUGAUAUUCAGGGGAAGAACCCCCAAGGCCAUGGGUCCAUCCUGCUGGAUGUUCAGUGCCUUAAUGAAUAUCUAUGUUCCCAUGAGAGUCACUGGUCCACAGGGCACACACAAUGGUACUGAUACUGAAGGCAAGUGGUUCUGCUCAUCUUUGAGUAUUGGUGUGAGCAUGGUCUUCUUACAGUCAGGCCAUGAUGUCAUAUUUAUUGGCCUCAUGGUCUGGGCCAGUGGCUCGAUGAUAUUUAUCCUACAGAGACACCACCAGAAAGUACAGCAUAUUCACACCACCAACCACUACCACAAAUGCUCCCCAGAGACCAGAGCCACUCACACCAUACUUAUGCAGGUGGUCACAUUUGUCAGCUUUUAUAUUCUGCAUUCCAUUUAUGCUUUUUAUAUCAUUGCUUUUGUGGACUCUCAUCUAUGUGUGUUACAUGUCACUAAAAUAAUAACUUCAUGUUUUCCCUCUGUUUCCCCUUUACUGUUAAUCUUUAGGAAUCCAAGGCCUUUUAGUUUCCGCUCUUGA
Molecule: messenger RNA, 900 nt
Organism: Galeopterus variegatus (Sunda flying lemur)
Lineage: Eukaryota; Metazoa; Chordata; Mammalia; Dermoptera; Cynocephalidae
Product: vomeronasal type-1 receptor 3-like
Exons: 1
Coding region: 1-900 (299 amino acids)
Biological process (GO): G protein-coupled receptor signaling pathway
Cellular component (GO): membrane
Molecular function (GO): pheromone receptor activity
Source: RefSeq, a predicted model, not a curated record